Cantharellus anzutake is the source of this 1509-nucleotide messenger RNA. RefSeq lists its product as uncharacterized. The coding region runs from base 26 to 1426 and encodes 466 amino acids. Lineage: Eukaryota; Fungi; Basidiomycota; Agaricomycetes; Cantharellales; Hydnaceae. The record is from RefSeq and is a predicted model, not a curated record. The transcript is spliced from 4 exons.
GUCCCGUGAUGGGCCUCCUUCAAAGAUGUCGAAGCAUCCGCCUCUGGAGGCCGGUCGUGCUGGUCCUAGCACACCUCUGCGUAAAGAUGUGACUACUGCUAAACAGCGCAAGUCAAUUGUUGACGACGACCCCAUCACUCGGUUCACUGCGGGAUUUGCAUCUAACACAUCAUCAAGUCCAUUCUCCAUACCCAUAAGGAAGCCUGGAUGUCCAUCUGCGAAGUCGAAGGAGCUUUUCAACCGGGAUGCUAAAGACUUCGCACAAUUCCUGGCUUCGAACUCUAAACGUGCCUCACCCGGAUCGAAGCCGGCCUCAAGUAGUGCCCGGAAAACCAUUAUAGAACCACCAUUCACUUUUCCUGACACACCAACACAACCCAAGAAACGGAAAUCAUUGCUCGAUCCAUUCUCAGGCCAAUUCACUCCAGACGUAUCGCAGACGCCUCACUGGCAAAAGCCCUUCGCCUCCCUAUCUUCGCGCCUUGACGCUGCUGAAACAAUUUUCCGCGACGAAUACCAUCAUAAGCCCGUCUUCACAACUCCCACGCGCCCACUCCCUGCUCCAAUACCUCUUUCCGAGUUUGGGUCCUCGGAGGGGGACGAACAAACUGAGGGCCAUAAUAGGAUAAUCGUCACCCCGCUGACUGCGCGUAUCGUUGACAAGAUAUCCUUCCCCCGACAACGAGGCCUUGGAUUGAGCCCGUCCAAGACACGACGCCUCCGUCAGUCUGGCGGUAAUCACCAUUCACUUACACGAAAUGGUCUAGCAGAGCGAGCUUCAAGUCUAAUACAGUCGUACGAAAUGAGGAUUGCCUUGUGGCAAGGAUCAAUAACGCAUGCAAACCAUUCUGUCAAUCCAGCAGCCUCCAAGACAAAAUCGCGGCACCCCACCCGAAAGCCCCAAAUUUCGAAGGUUGAGCAGAGCACGACAUCUCAUAAGCUUUCAACCGUACUGAAACCUGAUCUACGCUUCCUGGUUAUCCAUGUUUGUGGGUGCUUUGAAGGUCUGGGGAAAGAUAGUCGCAGCUUCACUCUAACACGCUGUCGGGUUCUCAAACAAGAGGUAGAAGUGAAACUAAUAGAGCAACCAACUGAUCCCGAAACCGAGUCCCAAAGCUUGAAUGGGGCGAACCAAAGCACAGAAGCAGAGGUGGAAGUGAAACAUACGACUUCAACAAUCAAUGGAGCUGAAGAGACCGUUCUCUUUUCCAGUUUGCGGAGGCUUGGCGUUGGUAGGGCUUCCGGCAUUGACCUUAUGCAUUUGGACAAUAUUCGAGCAGGGAGCGAGGUGGUGGUGUGGCGACCAUGGCAUCAGGUGCCACUCAAAGCUUUUCAAGGGGAACAACGUACUGUUGGCACUGAAGACCAGGUUAUGCUAUGUUCACGCUUCGCCGUGCGGGUUCCAUUUGGAAAGAUUGUUUGUUGACCUGUGUAUCCAAGUGUAUGUUGUUUAUUUUGUAAUGACUCGCGAGAACGGUAUGUAAUAACAGUGGGUAUGCACCGCCGAUU